Molecule: messenger RNA, 1968 nt
Organism: Xenopus laevis (African clawed frog)
Lineage: Eukaryota; Metazoa; Chordata; Amphibia; Anura; Pipidae
Gene: mad2l1.S
Product: mitotic arrest deficient 2 like 1 S homeolog
Biological process (GO): regulation of nuclear division; negative regulation of mitotic cell cycle phase transition; mitotic spindle assembly checkpoint signaling
Cellular component (GO): mitotic spindle assembly checkpoint MAD1-MAD2 complex; nucleoplasm; cytoplasm
Source: RefSeq, marked provisional
GUAGAAGGCGCGUUGUUACUCGCAGAGUCUGAACGGGUUUGGAACCUAUUCCGUUUAGGAAAGUGAGUUCGAUGGCGGGGCAGCUAACACGUGAAGGGAUUACCCUGAAGGGCAGCGCGGAAAUCGUAUCAGAGUUUUUCUUUUGUGGCAUCAAUAGUAUUUUAUAUCAGCGUGGGAUUUAUCCAUCAGAAACAUUCACACGUAUCCAGAAGUAUGGGCUCACACUGCUAGUCUCUACAGACCCAGCACUAAAAGAGUAUUUAAACAAAGUUACAGAUCAGCUUAAAGAUUGGUUGUACAAAUGCCAAGUACAGAAGCUUGUGGUUGUGAUUACAAGUAUUGACAGCAAUGAAAUUCUUGAACGUUGGCAAUUUGAUAUAGAGUGUGACAAAACUGUGAAAGACGGCAUUGUUCGUGAAAAAUCACAAAAGGUUAUUCAGGAAGAAAUUCGAUCAGUUAUAAGGCAGAUUACUGCUACUGUAACUUUUCUUCCUUUGCUGGAAACCGCAUGUGCUUUUGACUUGCUGAUAUAUACAGAUAAAGAUUUGGAAGUGCCUGAGAAAUGGGAGGAAUCUGGUCCUCAGUUUGUGUCCAACUCUGAAGAGGUUCGUCUGCGCUCGUUCACAACCACCAUCCACAAAGUAAAUAGUAUGGUGGCAUACAAAAAGAUAGACACUUUCUAAAAACCUACGAUCUUACUUUUAUAGAAAUCCUUAAUGUUAGCUCAUAUCUAGUUUCAUACAAAUAGUUUUAUGAAAUCUGUCCCUAGAAGUUGAUUUGCUACAUUAAGAAAAAGGAUCACAUUACUGUCAAGGAUACAGUGGCCUUGUUUUUAGUAUUGCCUUAUACCGUGAAGCAAUAAAUUGAAAAGGAUGGGGGUUUAAACCCAAGUAUGUUAAAGGAACAGUUCAGUGUAAAAAUAAAAAGUGGGUAAAUGGGCUGUGCAGAAUUUAAAAAAAAAGUUUCCAAUAUAGUUAGUUAGCCAAAAAUGUAAUGUAUAAAGACUGGAGUUACUGGAUGUGUAACAUAAUAGCCAGGACACUACUUCCUGCUUUUCAGCUCUCUAACUCUUGAGUUAGUCAGUGAUUUUGAGGGGGGCCACAUGGGACAUCCUUAGCAUGCAGCUCAGAUUCAAAAGCAACCGUUAUGACCCAUGUGCCCCCCCCCCUCAAGUCACUGAUUGGUUACUGCCUGGUCACCAAUCGGUGGAAACUAAGAGAGCUAUAAAGCAGGAAGUAGUGUUCUGGCUAUUAUGUUACACAUCCAGUCACUCCAGCCUUUAUACAUUACAUUUUUGGCUAACUAACCAUAUUGUAAACGUUUUUUAUUUUUUCAAUUUUGUACAUCCUAUCUAUUUACCCAGUAUUUAUUUUUACACUGAACAAUUCCUUUAAUGUGAUUUCGUAUGACUGUUACCUAAUAGUCACCCUCAAGUUCUUAAAUCCUGUUUCUUUUGCUGUAAGGGAUAAUUGCCCCCAACUAUGAUUCUGUUCAUAAGACUUGCAGCACAAUUGUAGGGCUCAGUUGUGCUAUGUUAAUUAAACCAUAUAUUUAAAAUGUUACUAGGAUUAGGCUGCAGCUAGUGAUGUGGGCUGAGGUUUUAUUUACCUUGUUUAGAAGUAGGGUUCUAAGAUAAACUCUGCUUAGAGAUCAAAUAUUUUUCUCUUUUAAUGCCUUUAUUCUGCUCGGGUUUCUGAUGCUAAAUAUAAAUGUCAUUUUUCAAAGUGAAACAACCCUUUGAAGCACAUUGACCUUGCACAAAGAAUUUAAGUACAUUAAGAAUCUAACAAUUUAUCUUCAGAAAAUGUGUACAUUCUUAGAAUAUAAGCAUAAUUAUCUAAAAGCAGGAUGUGUAAAGAUUUUAGGUAUGUAAAUUGAACUAUUGUAAAUGUCUUUUUUCUUUUUGUGUUGUAUCACUUUCAACUUGUCAGUUCUAUUCCUUUUAUAAAAUAAAAUACUUAAUAAUAA